Molecule: messenger RNA, 3511 nt
Organism: Cololabis saira (Pacific saury)
Lineage: Eukaryota; Metazoa; Chordata; Actinopteri; Beloniformes; Belonidae
Product: inositol 1,4,5-trisphosphate receptor-interacting protein
Exons: 2
Coding region: 130-2034 (634 amino acids)
Cellular component (GO): membrane
Source: RefSeq, a predicted model, not a curated record
CCUACAUCUAUAAAAGGAAGAGAGCUCAGAGCCUGUGGCUGUGCAAGGUUGUUUCCUCCUUAUUACCUAGUCACAUAUUAGCGGAAUAUUGUGUUUUGAGAUUAUCACUCAUUUCGACCGUUUUUUAAGAUGCAAGAAGCUCUGCUGCGAGUGUUUGUGGUUGCUCUGGGACUUCUAAUGUGUCCACGAGAUGACCCCGGGGUCGAGGAAUUAGAGGACAUCGUCACCAGGGGUUCCAGUAAGCAUGACGAGCAGCCACUGGGAGAGGAAGAGAAAUUAGGCCAAGUUUUGCCGCAAAAUGACAAUAGAGGGCCUCAAGGUGACAAGAAUGGCAUUCCUGAAGAACUGAAUCCGUCUGGUCUGUAUGGCUCUGAAAAUGAUGAAAUCUCAGACCUGGAUGUGUCCACUACUAAACAAGACUCGGAAGGAAUCAGUGUUGAUCAUAAAUUGACAGAAGGGAAUCUAAAAGAUAAAUUAGAGCCAUUUCUGUCAGAAAAAUAUGAUGGUGAACCUGAGAUUGCAAUGAAGACCCCACAAGUCACUAGUGAGCUGAAGGAAACAGACAUCCUGACUGAUGACUCUACCAAAGAACCCGUUAAACCACAGGGGCAACACGAGAAGCCAGAUGACAAGAAAAUACACAGCCUUACAGAACAAGCAUCACCUUUUUCACAUGUCCAGACCGAGACAACAAAAAAGGAAGCUUCAGAGAAAGGCCUUGCAGACUGGGAGAGAGAUUACCUCUGGUACAUCUGGAACACAUUCUCCCUUAUUUCCAUAAUCCGCUUCUUUAGGAAAUACUUUGGAACAAGUUUCCAGAUGAAUCAACGGGUAACCAGGGCCUUCCCCGUGAUCUGUACUGCUGCUGAAGUGCCACUCCCUGAUGUCAGUACUCUCCAGCAUUUUUAUGCUAAAUGUGUCCAAGUCACAUCUGAGAAGUGGAGGGAGAUGGAGUUUUUGGAAGGAUUUGCUGAUGACCUGAUAGAAGCCAUGAAGACGAUCAGCGAUAAAGAUGGCAGUAUGGUGAUUAAGGGAUUAGAGACUGUGAACGCGUGUGAUAUCAGAGUUGUUUUUACUCCGCCUGAGCCGUAUCACUUUCAGCGUCUCCGUUACGCAGACCGUGCGAGUGACCCGUUGUCAGACGUGCAAGUCUGUGGUCAAAUAAAACUGGUGGAAGAAACCAAAUCCCAGAACGGAUGCCCCUGCCAGACCUCUGAUGGCGAUGAUGACAUGGUCUGUCUGCUGCAUUGUGACAACGAGAAAGUGAGGGCGAAAAUAACUGAUGUUUGUGAUGGCCCCUUAUGCUCUAAAAGCACGCCGCUACUAUCAAAAUCACAGGUUACCAGAUGGUUUCAGGGCACUAUCAAACAAGCCUGGGCGCUGAUUUCUCACAAGUAUGAGUUUGAACUCCACAUCCGUUACAUGGAGGCUCCAGGUGCUCUGGUCAUUCGAUUCAGAACGGGAAAGAAGAUCAGCUUCGGUAUGAGUCCAGUAAUUAAAUUUGACAACGAUGCUCAUUUUUUAAUCACACCUUGGUGUUCCAGUGAUCUGGAUACCUUCUGGACACUUUCCUUGUCCACCUAUGAGGACCGUCUCCUCGAACAUCUUUCCACACGCCUCCCUGAGAACUCUUGCCACAAUCAAACACUUGAAAUUGUACGCUUCCUUCACAAAAGACAGACAUCAUUGUCAGGAAGUAGUGGACUGAAGGAUUUCCAUUUCAAAACCGCUCUAAUGCACCUGCUUCUGAAUAAAAAACCUUCAGAGUGGAGACAGGACUACGUGGCUUGUAGGCUACGAGAUUUGCUGGGCUUCGUGGAAAGAAGUCUGGAGAAAAAGCUGUUGAACCACGUUCUUAUAGGCAACCCUGUCGCUGACAUUAUUGACCUGCCCGCAGAGUUCGUCAAAGCUAAACCAGUGAAUCUCUUCCAUCCCCUUGUGGUACAUAGCUGCAUGUACAGGAAUGCUGUCAUGCAUUUCCAGGAGAUGCUUCGAAAUUCACACAUGCUUAUACAUGAUUAUGUUGCUCAAUGAGCUGAAAGCACCAAUUAUUCUGGUUAAGAAAUGUUUUAAAAGCGGUGGGCAAUUUACAGUCUUUUCUAGAAAAAUAAUGGACAUAAAUUUCAAUUGUGGACAAUUCAUGAACAAAAUAAUUGCAACACAGGAGACCCAGAGGUUAAUCCAUCAUUACAUUUAUUUAAAAUGGUAAAUCAUUGCAACAUUACUUUUUUUUUAAUUCUUUAAACUUGUUAAGUUUCAGUCACAGUUGAGGAAGUAUGUAUGCCCUUCCAUAUUGGGGUCUUCCACAUUUACUGUUUCAGCAUCAAAAGAGUUAAACUGUGGGUCAACCUCCUCAAAUUCACCCUCACUGCUAAAGUCAACCUUCCAAGAUUUACUGGUGAUGAUCUCCUUGGAGGCCACUGUUGAGAUGAAAUGUUAAAUACCAAGUUAUGCUUUGUAACAUUCAUACCAUGAAUAUUUACACCUGUGAAGUUCCAGCAUUUUAUAAUUCACCCUGCAUUGUCUCCUCUCCAUACGUGUACAUGAAGAAGGCAGAAACUUACUCUUCGGAUGUGCUGAUGGGCAUGUUGAGUCGCAGCAGGCGCACACACAGUCCCUACCAUGGAGCUCCCUCCACCUGAAGCAUAAACAGGAUUGUCAGGUCAGAAGACAAGUGGAGCAUCCAACAGGCUUGAAAUGCAACAAAAUUUGCCACAGGCACGUUUGGUCGAUUUAAACCCACUUGUAGGUAGCGUGAUCAUAAUUGCACGCUUUUGAACUGGAAGUGGGAGUAAGAGGCCCCAGAGACAUUUCGCAGUGUAUGUAGAAUUGCUGAAAGACAUUGCAUUAACUUUUUUUAACCUAAUUAUUCCAUGAAAUAGCAUAAUAUUUUUUGCAGCUUUUUGAUAACUACCUGUGGAGAAGUGGUCGAAGUACCGUCCUUGAAAAUGAAGCUGCCCACACUGAAUUUCUGUGUACUCGUUGAGUUUCCAAGGAGGAACUUUGACUGUAUUGUCACCUUGCCAUCAAUCAUACAGCUGCAGUUGAAGUGUAUAAAAGGUUUAAUCAAAGCAAACAACUUCAAUUUUAAUUCUGCAGUUUACCCCAAUUCUGUAAGUUACCCGUGGUUGUCAAUGACUGUAUAUUUUGGUUGUGAGGUGGGAUCUCUGGAAGCAGUCACAAAGCAUUUAUUGAUGUAUAUCUUCUCAUCUGCAGAAUCUGUAGUUUUGUCAGGUCCGCUGGCCUCAAAGUACAUUGGAUGUCCUAAGAUGUAGGUUUCACUGCCGGGGAUUUCAUUCCCCAGUGCUGCAGAAGCAUGAUAGGAGUCAGAACAGCAGCACAAGACAAGUGGGAGGAAUGUUUGAACCAUUUGAUGAGACUUUGGCAGAAUAAAUGCCAUCAUGAAUUAUUGAGAGUACUUGUCCAUCUUUGAGAUCUAUCCGUGUGUAUGGCAUUUUUUCAACAUGCUUUUAAUUGCUUAAGAAGUUAACGAUAAUGAUUUUUUUAAAGC